AUGGCACAGGCAUUCAAAGCUGUUCGCAAUUUGGCUCCUAGCACAAAAAUGUCACGUAUUAAGCCUCACAAAUAUGGCGAUUCAAGCUUGAAAGGAAUUCUCUUACGAAAUCAUAAUAAAGCAUGUUUGCAUUUUUACCGAAAACUAUUCUUUGAUUAUCUUUUGUGUGAUUAUUUGGGUAUUGAACGUUUCCUUACAAAUUAUUCUCAAAGGUUUCGUCAACUUCUCUUAUCAGAAUCUGAAUAA
Clunio marinus is the source of this 246-nucleotide messenger RNA. The record is from the annotation of a GenBank genome assembly. Lineage: Eukaryota; Metazoa; Arthropoda; Insecta; Diptera; Chironomidae.